CACUAGCCACACUAGCCAAUAAAAAUCAACGCUGUGUGUUGUUUUCUGCGAGUUUUUUUUUGCCAACAGAAAGCCAGGGAAAUGCAGCCAAUUAAAAAUUAUUAAUUUUCUCGUAUAUCUUCUCAUUAGCAGUAGCUUAAAGUACAUAUAAUCUAUUUAACUCUCCAGUUUUAAUGCUUGUGAUGCCAUGAACAACGAAUAUUCAAUAAGUGCUAUUAAUCAGAUAACGGCUUGGAGAUGGCAACAUUACCACAAAAAUAAUAAAAGCUGAACAAUUUGCUUUUGAUAAUGAUAUUUUACAAUCGCAAUCACUGGGUAAUGAACAACGAACAGAUUUAACUCUUUGUUGUAUGUGUAUAGAAAGAUUAAAAAUUGGCUUGCCAGUGAUGUCAGGCAUUACUUUUACCAAGUGCAAACCCGGAAGCAUUCCCGUUACAAUCAUCGACAAUAACACGCUCAGUGGCACUCUCGCUCAUCUUAUGGAAGAACAUCAUCAGCAGUCGGGUGAAGAAACGGUACCAGAACCAGUGAGCACAUCUACUGGAGGAUUAAUUUCGAACAGAGCGGAGCAACUGCGUCUACAUGGCAGUCGUCUUCAGACAUCGCGCUUUGCUUGUUUUCGAUGUUUUGGUAACUUUCUCACAUAUCUGGUGAUGCUGAGAAGAACACCUGAGGAAUUGGAGCAACGAUAUAAGUCAAAGGAGAUUGAUAGAUUUCUUGAGAAGGAAAAACACUCAUUUCGAAGACAGGUAAAACUGCUGCUCCUAGGCGCUGGGGAAUCUGGCAAGUCAACAUUCCUCAAACAAAUGCGUAUAAUUCACGGAGUUCAUUUUGAUUAUCAAAUGCUGCGUGAAUACCAAAAUGUGAUAUACCAAAAUGUUAUAAGAGGAAUGCAAGUCUUGUUGGACGCUCGAGAAAAGCUGGAAAUUGCGUGGGGAAACGACGGCCGAGAACAGGAUGCUAAUGAUACCAAAUUGAUGGAUUGUAAUGGAUUAGAGUCACCUAGGUUUAUGGAAUAUGCGCCGCACAUUCAACGCCUCUGGCAAGAUCGCGGAAUUAGAAGAGCUUUCGAGAGGAGGCGUGAAUUUCAAAUUAGUGAUUCUGUUAGCUAUUUUCUAGACGAUAUAGAGCGGUUAGCUGAACCAGAUUAUGUGCCAACGCAUAAAGACAUAUUGCAUUGCCGGAAGGCAACCAAAGGGGUCUAUGAGUUUUGUGUCAAAGUACAGAACAUUCCAUUUGUCUUCGUCGAUGUGGGUGGCCAGCGAACUCAACGUCAAAAAUGGACUAGAUGUUUUGAUAGUUCGGUAACGUCCAUUAUAUUUCUGGUCUCUAGUUCCGAGUUCGAUCAAGUGCUUGCGGAAGAUAGUUGCAGAAAAACCAAUCGUCUGGAAGAAUCAAAGAAUAUAUUCGAUACCAUUGUCAAUAACAACACAUUCAAAGGAAUAUCAAUUAUUUUAUUUAUAAACAAAACAGACUUACUGGAAAAGAAAGUUUGUAAUCCUGAGACUGACAUUCGCUGGUACUAUCCACAGUUUAAUGGAAAUCCACACUCAAUUUUGGAUGUUCAAAACUUCAUUCUUCAAAUGUUUAUGAGCGUUCAUCGCAGUAGCAGCGUAUCUAGGAUAUACCAUCAUUUUACCACCGCCAUAGACACGCGCAAUAUUAAUGUAGUGUUUAAUUCGGUAAAGGACACAAUAUUGCAACGUAACUUAAAUGCUCUUAUGCUGCAGUAGCAUUAUACCUACAGCUCUGACAAUCUGUAUGUUUUGAAAUGUGUAAUAUAAAUUUUUAGAAUUGUUUGAUCCUUGA
Molecule: messenger RNA, 1809 nt
Organism: Drosophila biarmipes
Lineage: Eukaryota; Metazoa; Arthropoda; Insecta; Diptera; Drosophilidae
Gene: cta
Product: guanine nucleotide-binding protein subunit alpha homolog
Exons: 6
Coding region: 351-1733 (460 amino acids)
Biological process (GO): Rho protein signal transduction; adenylate cyclase-modulating G protein-coupled receptor signaling pathway
Cellular component (GO): brush border membrane; heterotrimeric G-protein complex
Molecular function (GO): GTPase activity; guanyl nucleotide binding; G-protein beta/gamma-subunit complex binding
Source: RefSeq, a predicted model, not a curated record